UGCUUCCUUUUAUAAGACUCGAUCCAACUCCACUCCUUUGCCACCCUGCUCCGCCACAACCUCCCGAAUCGGUCGGCAUAAGAAAUGGGAAGGCGCCGCCGGUUCGCUUUGCAGUACACCAGCGACGACGACGACGACAAUGCUGCACCCGAGGCGCCCAAAAUCAUAGUCCCCGACUCCUCGCGCCACAAGAAGCAGCAGCGCCGCUACCGCGACGACGAUGACGACGAGGCGGACCUGGAGCUCGCGGAGGAGGAAGAGCAAGAGAUGAGGAGCAACGAGGAGGAGGAGACGCAGGCCCGCAAGCCCGCGCGCCCUGCUGAGAACAGCGACGGGGAGCUGGGCCACAAGGCGGAAGCGGAUGAGGAGGGGGACGACGGAAAUGGUUCGGAUGCGGUGCCCUUGGGCAAUCCCGUGGAGGUUCCUGGCGAGGGGAAGCACUACUACUCCUUCGAAUACGAGGGCAACAUCUACAAGCUCGAGGAUUCGGCGAUGUUCUCGCCUGAUCUGGAGACCGACAAGCCCUAUGUCGGCAUCAUCAAGGGUAUAAUUGAAAUUGAUGGGAGCUUAUCCAUAAGUGCUCAGUGGUUUUAUAGACCAGAAGAAGCCGAGAAAGAGGGUGGUGACCCAAGGGAGUUAUUUUAUAGUUUUCAUAUUGAUGAAGUGCCAGCAGAGUCAGUUAUGCACAUGUGUGUGGUCCAUUUCAUUCCUGAGCACAAGCAGGUGCCAAGUAAAAAGGAACACCCUGGAUUCAUUGUCCAACAGGUGUAUGACCACAGAGAGGAGAAGAUGUAUAAAAUAACGGAUAAGGACUAUGAGGAUGACAAGCAGCAUCAGAUUGAUCUCCUUAUUAUGAAAACAAUAGACCGUAUUGGGAGGCUUCCAGAUCGUGAUCCUGAAGAUAUACCUGGUGACAACACUGAUAAAUUAUCAAGACGAGGCUUGCGGAAGAGACCUCUGAAGCCUAAAGAUGUUCCAAGAGAUACUUCUACAGGCAUAUCUGAGCAAUUCAGAAAAGAAGAUACACCCGUGAAUGAUAAUCUGAAGUAUUUUGCCAUCCUUGUCAGAUAUGAAGUGAUUACUGGUAACCAGUAUCGUGAUUGGUGGCUUGAUAAAUUUGUAGACACUAUUCUGGCACUCCCUCAUUCAAGAAAUGAUAAUGAAAAUUCUUAUGCACCUAAUGAGGUUGUUCCAAUAGUAGCCUCCUUAGAAAGAUCAACGUUUGAAGCUCUUCAUGCAGACUAUCAUAAGUAUAACCAGAAAAUGAGAACAUUAUUGUUCAAUAUCAAGAAAAGUUCUGUACUGUGCAAGCGACUAAUGGACAAGGCGCUUGAUCCUCCGGUUCUGUUAACGAUGACCCCUGACGAACUAAAGGCUGGGUUGACACCAGCAGAGAUAGCGUCUGAAUCAGAAGAAUCAAGGCAGCUGCAGAUGACUGAGGCCCGGUGUAGAAGAUGCACAGAAAAGAAAGUAGGCAUACUUGAUAUCAUUCAUGCCAGCUGUGGAGAUCGCUAUCAGGUCGAAUGUAUUUCCUGCGGAUACACAUCAUUUGCGUCCAGAGAUGACAUCUUAAGAAAUGGCUAGCGAGAUCAGGCGAUCAGCCAGACAAGAAGCCUGCUACUGAUGCUCGCAAUGAGAGCACGGAGGCUUACAUGGAGAGGCAGACCAUAGUCUAACAUGCGAAGCGGGAUGAACCCUCCCUGCGCCUGCAACUAAUCAUGGAUCGUGAUAUGUAGAAUGACCAUUCACAAAAAAGAAAGGAUAUGUAGGAUGACAUCAGUGUUAGGCGCCUAGGAUGUUCCAGAAAAUCUAGUGCGCAUCUUUCGAUGUGUCAAACUCUUCCAACUGCAUAUUCAUGACGAAAAAGGGUUUUCACCGCUUUAUAUUAUAAAGCAACCGCACCAA
Messenger RNA from Triticum urartu, 1905 nucleotides. NCBI's taxonomy places the organism in Eukaryota, Viridiplantae, Streptophyta, Magnoliopsida, Poales, Poaceae. The record is from RefSeq and is a predicted model, not a curated record.